AAUGAAAAUACAACUUAAACCCUAAACCCCUAGCCUCUGUCUGUCUCUCUCCGCUCUUUACCGUUCUUCAGCUCGCAAAGCCCAACCCCUCCCCCGUGAGUUCCACCGGUCUUUAUUUUCCAGUGUUUGUAUAACCAUCGCCGUCUAGCGCAGCCCAGCCGUCGCUGUUCUUCCCAGCCGGUCUUCGGUGUCGUUACAGCCGUGGUCAGACGCCGUUCGGUGUUGGCAGAGGGGGUGCUUUGGCUUCAGAAAUCUUGAAGUCGAGGAGUUUCCCUGCUGUCCAGCAAGCUGUUGGAGAAAUUCUUCUAGUGUCGUUCGGUUCAAAACGUUGUUGGUGGUGUUGAGAAGGCUUGGAGUCUAAAUUACGUUUGGAUAAAGGAUUUCGUAGUGGAAGAAGGCAUUUGUUGGAUUUGGAUUUCGGUUGAGAUUUUUCUUUUACGUUCAGCAGAGGUCAAUGGAGGCAGAGAAAGCGGUUCUUCCUACCACUGAAGCUGGUCUUAAACCACUUCACUUUCUCAAAUCUACAGACCCGCCUCUCUGGCUUGCUCCAAGCCCUUCCCUAUCUGAAGUUGCUCGCCUUGCCUCACAGAAUUUAUUUUCUAUGCUGAAACCAUUCAGUCCUAAAUCUCCAUUCGAUCAUCUCCUGGUUGAUGGAUUUGAUGCUGAGCAGAUAUGGCAACAAAUUGACCUCCAAUCACAACCUCUUUUGGCAAGUGUUCGCCGGGAUUUGAAGCGGUUUGAGAAGAAUCCAGAAGCAAUUUCAAACCUGAAGGUUUCUUUGGAGGGUAAGAAGAAGGUUAUUCCAGAGAUGGCUAUAGGGUUGGGGGAAGAAGGUGAUGAUUUUGAAGAGGAUAUAAAGGAGUUUGAUGAAGAAGAAGACGAGGAUGAGGAGGAAGAAGAAGACGAGGAUGAGGAGGAAGAAGAAGAGGAUGACGAAGAAGAUGGAGACACUGAGGAAAGAGAGAAGGAAGAGAGUGAAGAUGAAGUUGAGGGAGAAGAAGGUAGUGGUGGGAUUGAGGAUGGAUUUUUGAAAAUAAAAGAGCUAGAGGAGUUUAUGGAGGAGGAUGAGGUAAGAGAAUAUGGUUUACAGAAGAAGAAAGAUGGUAAGAAGGAAAAGAAACAGAGGAAGACAGAAGAAGAAUCUGAGGAUGACGAAGAUGGUGAGCUUGGGGAUUUUGACCUCCAUGGUGAGGAGGAUGAAGAUUCUAGCAAACUGGAAAAGGCGAGAUAUGAAGACUUUUUUGGUGCUAAAAAGAAGAAUCUUGGGAGAAGAAAAUCUAAAUUGACAAAUGGGUCAGAUUCUGAACUUUCAGAUUCAGGUGAUGAAGAGGAAGAUAAUGAAGCACAUGCAGAACAGAAGUCAGAAAACCUUUCAACUCAUCAAAAACAACUUAAGAAGCUUCAAUCUGAAAUAGAGCUGAUGGAGAAAGCAAACUUAGAGCCAAAAACGUGGACCAUGCAGGGAGAGGUAACUGCCGCAAAAAGACCUAAGAAUAGUGCUCUGGAAGUUGAUCUGGAUUUUGAACACAAUGUGAGACCACCACCAGUAAUCACAGAAGAAGUUACAGCAACAUUGGAAGAGAUGAUCCAGAAAAGGAUCCUUGAGGGGCGUUUUGACGAAGUUCAGAAAGCACCUAAACAACCUACUAAAGCACCCAGAGAAAUCAAAGACUUGGACGAGAAUAAAAGCAAGAAAGGUCUUGGAGAAAUAUACGAGGAAGAGUAUGUUGAAAAGACUAAUUUGGCUAAUGCCCAAUCAUCAUUCACCGAUGAAGCGAAGAAAGAGGCGAGCAUACUUUUCAAGAAACUUUGCUCCAAGUUGGAUGCUCUCUCCCAUUACCACUAUGCACCAAAACCGGUUAUAGAGGAUAUGUCUAUAUCAGUGAAUGUCCCUGCUCUAGCAAUGGAAGAGGUUGCUCCUGUUGCUGUCUCGGAUGCGGCGAUGCUCGCUCCUGAGGAAGUUUUUGCUGGCAAAGGUGAAAUCAAAGAAGCAGCAGAACUUACCCAAUUCGACAGGAAGAGGAGGAGGGCCAACAAGAAAAGGAAAUAUAAAGCUAUGGUAGCCAAAAGAGACGCAAAGAAGGCAAAAAAUACUACAGCUCCAAAUGCCAAUGAAGGCCAAUGAAGAUUCUAAGUAUUAUUCAACAGUUCUAAAAGUCUUUUCCAUCAACGCGUCGAGAUCCCGAGAACCAAAAACUGAAAGGGAAUGGAAUUGGCUAGUUAAUUUUGAUGAGCUCGGAGGAUCAAAUGACUCGAGGACAGAGUCUUGAGUGUUCUUCUUACCCAUUUUUUCACCUGUGGCUUCCAUGAAAAGUAUAUUGGUAGGUUGAAAGAUGAUCUUAUCAAUGAUCCUCACUGAUUUGUGAUUUUUUUUACAGACGUUUCCAUCAUAGGAGUUAACUACAGACAAAUUGCAAGAUAAAUGUAAAAAUCCUUCCUGAAAUGAAGCUUAGAAUUCUCCGUUUAUUGCAUUUUUUUAAUUUAAAAAAAGUUGUACUUA
Molecule: messenger RNA, 2500 nt
Organism: Benincasa hispida (wax gourd)
Lineage: Eukaryota; Viridiplantae; Streptophyta; Magnoliopsida; Cucurbitales; Cucurbitaceae
Product: U3 small nucleolar ribonucleoprotein
Biological process (GO): rRNA processing
Cellular component (GO): sno(s)RNA-containing ribonucleoprotein complex; small-subunit processome; Mpp10 complex
Source: RefSeq, a predicted model, not a curated record